Lucilia cuprina (Australian sheep blowfly) is the source of this 1268-nucleotide messenger RNA. RefSeq lists its product as uncharacterized. The transcript has 2 exons. The coding region runs from base 551 to 1126 and encodes 191 amino acids. NCBI's taxonomy places the organism in Eukaryota, Metazoa, Arthropoda, Insecta, Diptera, Calliphoridae. The record is from RefSeq and is a predicted model, not a curated record.
GUUUUUGUUUUGUUCCUUUUUUUUAUUAACAGCUGACUGUUUUUCAACAACAAUGUUUGUGUUUGUUUGCAAAUAAAACAUUGUUUAAGAUGGAAGAUAAAAAGUCCUAUGUAUGGGAACAUUUAAAAAAGAAGACACCAGAUACUGCUGUUUGUCAAUUGUGAUCAAAAAUAAUAUGCUGCAAAGGUCAAAGCACCAGUGGUCUUAUGCGCCACUUAAAAGGUAUACACAACAAACAGUUUGAAAAUAUAGAACGCAAAAACGAAGAACCUCCCGCAAAAGUUAAAAAACAAUGUUGGACUACUCCAAAAACAAAAAAGAUGACAUGAACCAAAUAGUGUCCAAAUUAGCAGCAGUUGAUGGUUUUUCCAUGAGAUCCAUAACGAGAAGUACGUUCAUAAGAGAAUCGAUGUUGCUUAAAGGGUUUCACCUUCCAAGAACUGAAUGUGAUGUCCAACAAUUAAUAAUAAGUAGAUUUGGCGAAGUUAAAAAUUAAAUUAUACAACAUAUUGAAUCACAGUUAAAAAAUAAAUCUAGAUUUUCCCUUGUUAUGGACGAAUGGACAAGUAUAAAAAAUAGAAGAUACCUUAAUAUAUGUUUGUAUAGACAGGAAAGAACCUUACAUAACUUAGGAAUGGUAUAUAUUCCAGGAAAAAGUGGAGCUUUGGAAAUCCGCGAUCUUAUGGAAACUCGAUUAAAGGAAUACAAUAUCACCUUUGAAAACCACAUAGUCGCAACAACAACCGACGGACCAAAUGUUAUGAAAAAAUUUGUCAGACAAAGCCCAGUUGAUGGUGUAUUUUGCCUUAACCACGCAUUACAUUUAGCAGUUGUUGAUGUUCUGUAUAAAAAAACUGAAGUGGAACCAAUAUCUGCCGAUCUGGAGUUGAGCGACAGUAACGAAUUUGAAGAUAAAUUGGAAGACGACUCUGAAGAUUAUGUUUUUGUAAUCAAUACUAAUUACAAAUUGGUAUUAGAACAAACUCGUCGUGUUAUUAAAUUGUUUAGAAAGAGUCCAACAAAAAAUUGUGUGUUACAAAAAUAUGUAUUGGCCGAAUAUAAUAAGGAAAUCUGCCUUGUAUUGGAUAUAGUAACCAGAUGGAAUUCUCCAGUUCCAAUGAUCUAAAAAAUUUUGCUUUUAAAAAAUGCAAUAAAGAAAAGUCUCAUUGAUUUGGAAAUGGGAGACCUAUGGAUAGAAUCCAAUAUAAAUAAUUUGCAGAACCUUUUGGACGUUUUAAAACCAAUAAAAUUAGCUGUGGAAGCUUUAU